Musca domestica (house fly) is the source of this 1434-nucleotide messenger RNA. Its product is annotated as leucine-rich repeat protein SHOC-2-like. Bases 304 to 1302 code for a protein of 332 amino acids. Lineage: Eukaryota; Metazoa; Arthropoda; Insecta; Diptera; Muscidae. Gene Ontology annotation, molecular function: protein binding. The record is from RefSeq and is a predicted model, not a curated record. The transcript is spliced from 4 exons.
GCAUCGUUCUAAAAUCUUUAUGCGGAAGAAGGCGACUAUCUGCCGAACAAAUCAAAUCCAAUUUAGGCAGAAUUUCCUAUUGCUGUGACGUUGAGUGAUGAAUGCAUCAGCUGCUUGCCUGCUGUCCGCGCGUAUCUUGUAGAUUCAUUUCAUUCGUUUUUUGUUUUCUAUAUUUUUUUAAAUUUGCUUUUAGUUGUCUUCAUGUUUUUAUCAUAACAUCACCGUUCCCUCCCACCGACGUUAGGUUUAACAAAAAGCACAAUUUUUUGUUUUGAUAGAAUAACAAAAGAACAGAAAAAAAACAUGAAUAUUGUUGAUCAAUUUCUUCGGAAUAAUUAUAUUUUGGCCAUUUGUGAGGAUGCAAUCUGCAAGAAAUCGUUCACCCUAAAUUUGUCACAUUUCAAAAUGACCGAAGUUCCAGAUUUGGUGGAAAAAUGUGAAGUUCUACUAAAACUAUUUUUGAAUCGUAACCAAUUGACCAGGAUGCCAUCGUUCAUGAUCAAAUUUACAAGUCUACAAAUACUAACAUUGGACUACAAUCAACUGAGUGAAUUUCCCCGGGAGUUGUGUCAACUGAUAAGCCUGAAAUCAUUAAAUAUUAGCUGUAAUGCCAUAGCAAAAUUGCCACGAGAAAUUUGUCAAUUAACGCAAUUGGAAACGUUUUGGUGCAAUAACACCGGCCUAUUGGAAUUGCCGGAAGAGUUGGGAAACUGUGAUAGGCUUGAGACAUUGGGUGCCAGAGGGAAUCUAUUACAACAACUGCCUGCAAGUAUUUCCCGUUUAAGAAGGCUACGUUGGCUAACAUUGGAAAAUAAUCGCCUAACAACAAUACCCGAUUCAUUGGGGGAACUGACAAAUUUGGUACAUUUCAAUGUGAAAUCCAAUCGCUUGACAUGUUUACCAAAUUGUCUCAGACAUCUGAAGAAACUACAAUAUGUCUUUCUCAAUUGCAAUUGUAUUUCAACAUAUCCAACAGAUGAUUUCCCCAAAUCUUUGGAACAUAUACGUAUGCUUAAUAUCUGUGAUAAUCCAGUGUGUGGUUUGCCAUCUUUACAUGAAAAACUAAAGGAGCAUAAUAACAUAUUAUAUGAGAGUAACCAACAAGAGGAUGUGACAAACAAUGACCUGGCGGAACAGGAAAACAAUCCGGAUGACGAGGAUGAAGAAUAUCAAACCGAUUGGGAGAACUCAGUGGAAACAAGUGAUUUAGAUUCUACAGAUUCAAGCAGUCCUGAAAAUAAUUUAGAGGACAUAUCAAUUCUGAUACCGGAACUAUCACGUUACAUUACAAAUUUCAGUUAAAAACUGGGGAGGUUCUAUGACAUUUUAUUCAAACAGGGAACUACAACAAAAUUAGAGUAACCACGAAAUUUAAGCAAAUAUUGCUUUAGCAUACAUAAUAUAGUACAUAAAUAAAUGUAAAUGUGCCACACA